This is a messenger RNA of Alligator mississippiensis (American alligator), 7468 nucleotides long. It is a transcript of the gene KCNQ5, whose product is annotated as potassium voltage-gated channel subfamily Q member 5. Gene Ontology annotation, molecular function: voltage-gated potassium channel activity. Gene Ontology annotation, biological process: transmembrane transport; potassium ion transport. The coding region runs from base 219 to 2963 and encodes 914 amino acids. The record is from RefSeq and is a predicted model, not a curated record. Gene Ontology annotation, cellular component: membrane. NCBI's taxonomy places the organism in Eukaryota, Metazoa, Chordata, Crocodylia, Alligatoridae. The transcript has 14 exons.
CAGCGUCGCCCCUUCCUGCCUCCCGCCCUCGUGGGCUGCCGGCCCCGCCGCUGCCUGCUCGGGGGACGCCCGCGUGGGCGGCGGGGGCCGGGGUCCCAGCCCGCCCCGAGGGGGAGCGGCCCCGCGGGCCGAGCAAAGUGGCCCCGCGGCGGGGGCCCGGCGGGGGCAGCGCGGGCCCGGCUCUCCUCUGCCUCCUCCUCCGCGCGCGGGGGGAUGCCAUGCCCCGCCACCCCGGCGGCGGCGAGGAGGGCGGCUCGGCGGGGCUGUGGGCCAAGAGCGGCGCGGCCGGCGGCGGCGGCAUGAAGGAUGUGGAGUCCGGGCGCGGCAGGGGGCUGCUGACCUCGGCCGCCCGCGGGGACGGCUUGCUCCUGCUGGGCACCGGCCGCCCCGUCGGCGGCGGCGGCUUGCGGGAGCCCCGGCGCGGGAAGCCCGGCGCCCGCAUGAGCCUGCUGGGGAAGCCGCUGGCGUACAGCAGCAGCCAGAGCUGCCGGAGGAACGCCAAGUACCGGCGCCUGCAGAACUACCUGUACAACGUGCUGGAGAGACCCCGCGGCUGGGCCUUCGUCUACCACGCCUUCGUUUUUCUCCUUGUAUUUGGUUGCUUGAUUUUGUCAGUGUUUUCUACCAUCCCUGAGCACACAAAACUUGCAUCUCGUUGCCUCUUCAUUCUGGAGUUUGUCAUGAUUGUUGUCUUUGGUUUGGAGUUUAUCAUUCGUAUCUGGUCUGCUGGCUGCUGUUGUCGAUACCGGGGAUGGCAAGGAAGGUUAAGAUUUGCAAGGAAACCUUUCUGUGUAAUCGACAUCAUUGUUCUCAUCGCUUCAAUAGCAGUUGUUUCUGCAAAAACUCAGGGUAACAUUUUUGCAACAUCAGCACUGAGAAGUCUUCGUUUCCUACAGAUCCUCCGUAUGGUGCGCAUGGACCGAAGAGGAGGGACUUGGAAAUUGUUAGGUUCAGUAGUGUAUGCACAUAGCAAGGAACUAAUCACAGCCUGGUACAUAGGAUUUUUAGUACUCAUCUUCUCAUCUUUUCUUGUUUACCUGGUGGAAAAAGAUGCAAAUAACCAGUUUUCUACUUAUGCAGAUGCUCUUUGGUGGGGCACAAUCACAUUGACAACAAUUGGUUAUGGAGACAAAACUCCUCUUACUUGGCUUGGAAGGCUGCUUUCUGCAGGGUUUGCUCUACUAGGCAUUUCAUUCUUUGCACUACCUGCUGGCAUUCUUGGCUCAGGGUUUGCAUUAAAAGUACAGGAACAGCAUCGUCAGAAGCAUUUUGAGAAAAGAAGGAAUCCAGCUGCCAGUUUAAUUCAGUGUGUAUGGCGUAGUUAUGCGGCUGAUGAGAAAUCGGUUUCCAUUGCUACCUGGAAGCCUCAUUUGAAGGCCUUGCAUACCUGCAGCCCUACAAAGAAAGAACAAGGAGAAGCUUCAAGCAGCCAAAAGUUAAGUUUUAAAGAGCGGGUACGGAUGGCCAGCCCAAGAGGACAGAGUAUUAAGAACAGGCAAGCUUCUGUUGGAGAUCGGCGGUCCCCAAGUACUGACAUUACUGCAGAGGGCAGUCCAACCAAAGUGCAAAAGAGCUGGAGCUUCAAUGACCGAACACGUUUCCGACCUUCACUGCGUCUGAAGAGUUCUCAGCCCAAACCAGUGUUAGAUGCUGAUACCACUCUUGGAACAGAUGAUAUUUAUGAUGAGAGAGGAUGUCAAUGUGACGUAUCAGUAGAAGAUCUCACCCCAGCACUUAAAACUGUCAUUAGAGCUAUCAGAAUCAUGAAAUUUCAUGUUGCAAAGAGAAAAUUUAAAGAGACAUUACGUCCAUAUGAUGUAAAAGAUGUCAUUGAACAGUAUUCAGCUGGUCACCUGGAUAUGUUGUGCAGAAUUAAAAGUCUUCAGUCACGUGUUGACCAAAUUCUUGGAAAAGGACAAAUCACAACAGAUAAGAAAAGUCGAGAAAAGAAUACUGUGGAGAAUGAGACAACUGAUGACCUUAGUAUGUUAGGGCGUGUUGUCAAGGUGGAGAAACAGGUACAAUCCAUAGAGUCAAAACUAGACAGUCUAUUAGAUAUCUAUCAACAGGUUCUAAGGAAAGGAUCUGCAUCAGCGCUCACUUUGGCUUCAUUUCAAAUGCCAGCUUUUGAAUGUGAGCAGACCUCUGAUUAUCAAAGUCCUGUGGACAGCAAGGAUUUAUCUAAUUCUUCACGAAUUAGUGGAUGUGUAUCCAGAUCAGCUAGUGCCAACAUGCCACGUGGCCUACAACUUAUACUGACACCAAAUGAAUUUAGCACUCAGGCUUACUAUGCUUUUAGUCCAGCUAUGCAUAGUCAAGCAACGCAAGUGCCAAAUGAUGGACCUGCAGCAGUAAUAGCUAAUAAUAUAUCAAACCAAAUAAAUCAGGCCAGUAAGCCAACAACUCCAACCACCUUACAAAUACCACCUUUUUCAUCAGUCAAGCAUAUCAGCAGGCCUGAACCUAUUCAUAUUAUCCCUGUGACCACACAGGAAAAUAUUUCUGAUGUCACCGCUUGCCUUGUUGCAUCAAAGGAUAAUGGACAAGUUGCACAGCCCAGUGUGACAAAGAAUCUUUCAUGGAGAAAAAGCCUUGAUACCGAAGGAGAACCUUUGGGCUCUGUUAAAACAGUGCACAUGGAUUUAGGAAAAUCAUUAUCUGUACAAAACCUUAUACAGUCAACAGAAGAACUGAAUGUACAGAUUGCUGGUAGUGACCCCAGUGGUUCAAGAGGUAGCCAAGAAGUGUACUCCAAAUGGAGAGAGUCUAAAUUAUUUAUAACAGAUGAAGAGUUGGAAGUAGAGGCAGAAACAGAGACUACUGAAGCCAUCUCUCACCCCUUAGUGGAAACAGCUCUCUCCUCUGACUCUCUAAGGACUGGAAUAUCAAGAUCAUCUCAAAGCAUUUUCAAGCCAGGGGAUGGUACAGAUUCACUCAGCCUGCCUCAUGUCAAACUUAAAUAGCAACUUAUGGGUUUUCUUCACUGGCUGAGUAAUUCCUUUAGUCAUACAUAUCAUAGCAUGAACUAUUUUGGAAGCCUUUUUUAAUAUGAUAAACUUGCAAGAAUCAGGAAGAAUCUGAAAGGCAGUUGUAUGAGCCCAUAUCUUCUAGCUGCAUGAAAAUGCAUGUUUAAAUGAUGGCUAAAAUUUGAAUUUAUACCUACAGUACAUCAACACUUUCAUGUAGUACAGUAGGUUUAAAUAAUGAGUAAUCUACAAAGCUAAUGCUGCAGGAUUUAUCAAAAAGCAAAGAUCUGAGCAUUUAGAAAUAGUGCUGUUUCUACAGUGCAGAAGUAAAAAAAACAAAACCAUAAGACUUAAAGCACUUUGCUUCUGGAUUAAAAAUAUGUAUGUCCUGAAUUAGAUAAUAGUUUAUGUUUACAACAAGAAUAUUAUCUACAGCUGCUAGCAAGGUACCAAGGAAACCAGUAAUAUGGGAUUAGAAAUGGCUGCUAGUUGCAAGAUAUACACAUUAACUCAUCAUUAAUCAGUUAUUUUAAUGCUCUGAGACAUAGAAUGUUAAUUUCUGUAUAUUUUUUGGUGAUUUAGUGUUGUGGCAAAAGUAAUUUGCACACCACUUUCAAGUUGUUCUUUAUAAGAAGAACAUUCUUUUGCUAUGAAAUGUAUAAAUUCUAAGGAUCAGGGCCAGCCUUAAAGGUGGAUAAUCUAGGCAAUUGUAUAAAAAAUUCAGGGGCAGCUUUCCUUACUCCAGUCUUACUAAUGUGCCAGCCAGUGGAUGUGAAGCAUUUUGACAAUAGUCGUAUCUACAGGAGAGGACUAGGUACUGCUGUUAUCAUAGAAGCAAUACCUCCUUCUGCCCUGAAAGUGGCACAAGUACUCACAGUUGCAACCUGAUGCUGCUUAAUAGUACUUCAGAAGUCUGGGAAUGACAAGAAAGUGACAACAUAUGGGGAAUUGAAAGCAGGGGGGCGGGAAAGCCGGUAAGGGAGAAGGAAAAGAGCAAGCGAGACAGACAGACAGACUACACUGAAGGUGAGGAGAAAGGGAGAGAGAGAGAGACAAUAAGAAGGGAAAGAAAAUAUGGAUUUAAAUGGAGGGAAGGAAAAUAAAUAAUGAAGGGAGGUAUAGACAGAGGAAAAAGAUUUUUGAAUUCCAGUCUGUCAGUCACAGACAGCUAAUGCUUCUUCCCCAAAAAACCCAUGCCAGGAAUUAGGAAAUGAGAUUGAAUUGACUAAAUUAGCUAGAGUGGGAGUAAGAGACAAAGAAACAUUGGAUCCAUUUUUAUAAAUGUUCCAGAAAGGACACUCAGACUCCUCCCCCAUACUGUCUCCCACCCAGUUUUUAGAUUCAAAACCCACAGCAAAUUUGCAUUCUCCCUGGACAUCUCUUCCUUUCAUGUCCUUCCUAUAUUUUGCUUCUGCUGAGAUUCAGCAGCAGUACUAGUGCCUAUAUGUCCUUACUGGGGCUUUGCCACUGGAACCCUUUGGUAGCCUAAGAACUGCCCCAUGAAAAAAGUUUUUUGUUUGUUGCCCCCUGCCUCUAUUAUAAGCUACAUGCACAGUGGACUCUUGGGUAGUCUGGCCUGGGCUGAAUUCCCUCUAGCAGCAGGAGCUCCAAAUGCACAGGGAUGCCAGUUCCAGCUCUCUCAGGGCACUGUUUGUUCAAGGCCCAAACAGGCUGAGGAUUUAUUAUAUAUCAAAAAUGUCACUAUAGUCUUAACCAUGGCUAAAUGCUACAGAUUGUAUUGUGAAGGACUUGAACUGUUUACUAUGAAUCCAUUGUAAUUUCUGCCUCCAUAUUUCCUUUACAGAAAUAUUCCUGGAUGUUACAUGAUAACCUUAUUAUGUGAAAUACAUGCAAACUUUAGAGUGUAUAUAUUGUGUUAUUGCUAGGGGUUCUAUGGAUGAUAAGCUGUGUUCUAGGAUUUAGGCUGGAACAAAGCUCAGCUGGUAAUUACUGAAAGACAUAUUGAAGCACAAUUAGCUAUCACUGAUUUGCCAUAUAAUUUAUCGCCUUUGACCUUUAUUACCUUCUUCAAUGUGCUGUCUGAUCAUAGUAAAGCUUGAUUGCUAAGAUAUUUUUGUGAGGAUAAAUAGUUUUUUCCACAUCUCAGUUCAUUUAAAUAUUAAUUGAAUUGAAUGUCUGCAGUUUGUCUGGCCAAAUCUGUAAAUUUAAAGUAUAGUAUGGUAUCUAAAAACUAAAUGGUUUUUAGGAUUUUUCUUUUAUCUAAUGUUUUAUGGUGCCUUUUUGCCUUUUAAAUGAAAUCUCACAAUGUUCUAGAUAUAAGGCUGCAUUUAGGUCCAACAUAGGGGCAAGAGCUUGGGCACAGGCAACUAAUAAAUGUGUCAGUAAUUAGCUUGACCUCCCUUUUUCAUUAAAUCAUCAUAAACUGGGCCCUAUCUUGCAACUGCACCUGCAAGAGCAGACCCUGACAUCUACUGCCUGAAGAUGAUGAAAUGUCAUAGGUGUACAGACUCAGCCUGCAAGUGCAGUUGCAGAUUCAGAGCCUCCAAUUUAUCAGUUUUUACUGAUAAUUUUUCUCCCAGAAUGUAUCUUUGCCUUAAAUGCUUGAGUCCUUCUAAUUUUAAGUUAAUUUAUUUAAUACAAUUUUGUGCGCAUAAAUGAAUUCUAUAAAUUAUAUAUGAAAAUGUAAAUGUCUUUACAGAGUACAAAUAAAUCAGCAAGACCUUAUCAUUUUACGUUACAGUUGAAAGUCCCUUUUUUCUUUUAUUCUCACCAUUACAUUUUUAAGCAAUUUCUAAUCGUAUAGUAAAUUUAUGAACAUUAUUGAUAGAAAAUUGAGACAAUAAUGAACAAACUUGUGGUGGUCUGGAGGGACUUGUUUGUUUUGAUUUUACAUUUCCUCAUCAGGAGUUUCCUGUGUCCAAAGUAUACCUUUAAUUACAACAAUAGGAACUACAUUGCUUCCGUGGAAUUCUAUAAUUUAUUGAUUUCUGUGGGGACCAGGUUUGGCCUUAAAAGUCUUGUCCUGAGCUACUUACUGGUACAAAUUCAAAAUUCAUUGUAGGUAAUAGGAAUUUUUCAUGAGUAGUCAGUAAUGAACGAAUUCUGCCUUGAUGUACAAUCUGUUGGAAGACUGCACGGGACAGAAUUUGGCCCUAAGUAAGAGCUUCGGGAUUUGGCUUUACACAAAGAACUGUUUUCUGAUUAGUAUGUUUGUUGUACCUGACUGAAGAGAGAACCGAAGAGAAUAGUUUUUGAUGAUGAAUAUACAUUUAAAAAUUUGUAUUUGCUCCUGGCUCGUAUGAUCUAUAGUUUUUAUUUAAAUAUGAAUAUAGUGUUUUAGCCUAGAGUUCAAGAUUGCAAAGAUCAUACACUUUUAUUCACAAUGCCCACAUUUAUAUAACGUAUGUUUUAAAGAUAAUCCUAUUUAAAGUGACAGCUGUCAUUACAGUAUGGUGAUAGGCAAUCUACCCAUACACCUUCUGUGAUAAGUCAAGUCAUACUGAAUUAUUGAUGUAUUGUAGGACAUCUACUAUACAAUACUAUUUAUGGGUCUGGACCUGCAGCCUCUACUCAAGCAAAAAUCCCAUUGACUUCUACAAGAGUUUUGCUUGAGAUAGGAAUCCAGAUUCAAACCUUCAUUUUGUUGGGCAUCUGUUUAAAGUGAAAAUGAUAAUAUUCCAGUUAUUUCCUGAGGAAACUAAUGCUUAGCUGAAUUAACCCAUAUGUCACAUUGACUAUAUAAAAAGUAACGCACAACGUACUAAGAUACAAAGGGAUGAAAAGAAGGGAAUCUUUUUAAAAAGCACAGAGAAAAGUAGAAUAAUCAGAAAAGAGAAUUUAGCAGGGAAAGAAAAUGCAAGAGCAAAGGAAUGAAAAAAGUGAUUAAAUGUCUGGGGCCAAAUUCAGUCCUUGUGUGGUUUCACUGACUUCAAUGGAGUGACAGCCCAACUGAGCUAAAGUCAGCCCUUUUCAGAGUAAAUCAGGCUCAGCUCCAUCCACCUCAGUGGAAUUACAUCCAUCCAGGAGUGAACUUGUCCCACUGGACCAAAUUUUUUCCUGGUUCAUACCUUGUGUAAUCCCAUUGGGUUCAUUGGCGUUGAAUGAGAGAUAAAUCAGGAAAGAAUUUGGCCCAGCUAUUUCUGCUUCACAUUUUAAGUGUGUUAAUUGAUUUAAUUAAAAUGGAUUGCAACAUCACACAAGUUGUUAUCAUUGUCUAAAAAGAUUCAUCUGUUUUUAAAAUCUGAAUCAAAUCCAGCAGUGUCAAAGGAAGUGCAUGAGAUCUUUCCCAUUCAUUUAUUCAGAAUAACAUGGGACACUUCCAUAGAUACCAAGCAUUGAAAGUGUUCUGAGACACUUCUAUUGGCCAAUGUCUUAUGAGGCAGUAUUAAAAUAUUGGUUUUGUAAUGGUUAUGAAAAGUAUAAAGGACACUUCCACUGACGCUGCAAUGGCUUUAGCCAUUACAUUAUAAUGUUAAUUGUAACUUCAUGACAAAGUUGAAUCCAUAUUGUUGUUAAUAAAAAUGGUUUGGUUUAAAAAGUAA